Molecule: messenger RNA, 498 nt
Organism: Trichoplax adhaerens
Lineage: Eukaryota; Metazoa; Placozoa; Uniplacotomia; Trichoplacea; Trichoplacidae
Exons: 6
Coding region: 1-498 (165 amino acids)
Source: RefSeq, a predicted model, not a curated record
AUGAAUGCUACCACUGAAACUGAAAUACGAGAAUUAGAUGUCAAUCUUAGUAUCAUGUCUAAUCUCUUACUGGGUUUCGCAUCAAAAGUGUACAGCCCUUUAUUCAUUUGGCUUGGAGAGAAUAUUUCAGUCACCGAAUGUCGUAACACUAAUCCUGCGCAAAUUUUGCCUCAAAUCGAUAAAUGCUUAAGAGAGGCGGGAUCCGUACAAGUCCGUGUUAGAAGAGAUGCUGAUGAUCAGAUUGUCUUACUACAAGUCACUGAAAGAUUAUCUAGAUACGUAUCUAAUCUCACUGUUCAAAUAAUUAAAGACGACUGGCAACGAACUGUAUCAAAUCCUACGAUUUUAAGAUCUAUGAAUUAUGGUGAUAAGAACAUGUUAGAAAAUUACAAUUUCUCCUCAUUCUCUAAUGACACCGUGUACUACACACCUACUAAAGAUAGAAGCAAUAUGAUAUCUGCUUCUACUCCGUUGAUUUUUGAGCAACGUGGCCAUUAA